AUGAUGUUUCUGAUUCUUAUUCUCCCUUCGUCUCUCGAUAUCUUCUCUCAUACUCCUUCGUCUUCGGAGGUUUUCUUUGACAUCAAAGGACGUCGUCGGAUCUUCAAUGCUCUGGUUCGGGAGAUAAGGAUCAAUAACAGCGUUGGGUCUUGCCGUCUUGGAUUGGAUUCUCAUAAACAGCCCAACAGAAAGCCCAUUCAGAUACCCAUUAAGAAACAGCUUUAA
Arabidopsis thaliana (thale cress) is the source of this 225-nucleotide messenger RNA. RefSeq lists its product as uncharacterized. The transcript has 2 exons. The coding region runs from base 1 to 225 and encodes 74 amino acids. NCBI's taxonomy places the organism in Eukaryota, Viridiplantae, Streptophyta, Magnoliopsida, Brassicales, Brassicaceae. The record is from RefSeq and is marked reviewed.